This is a messenger RNA of Papaver somniferum (opium poppy), 666 nucleotides long. RefSeq names its product heat shock 70 kDa protein 3-like. The record is from RefSeq and is a predicted model, not a curated record. Lineage: Eukaryota; Viridiplantae; Streptophyta; Magnoliopsida; Ranunculales; Papaveraceae. The transcript has a single exon. Gene Ontology annotation, molecular function: ATP-dependent protein folding chaperone; misfolded protein binding; ATP binding. Gene Ontology annotation, cellular component: cytoplasm. Gene Ontology annotation, biological process: cellular response to unfolded protein; protein refolding. The coding region runs from base 1 to 666 and encodes 221 amino acids.
AUGGAAGCAAACUUUAUUACCAUUUCUGACAAUCAAACCCGUAUGUGGUUUCCGGUUUAUGAGGGGGAGAGAACUAUAGCUAGUAAAAAUGACUUGUUGGGCAAGUUCAGUUUAUGGGGAAUUCCUCCUGCACCUCGAGGUGUUGGUAAGGUAAAAAUAUGUUUUGAUUUGGAUGCCAAUGGUAUAUUGAAUGUAUCUGCCAUGGGGAACCAAAAACAAAUUACAAUUAGAAAUGACAAGGGGAGAUUUUCUAAGGCUGAGAUUGAUAGAUUGGUUCAAGAGGCUUUGUUAUACAAAUCAGAAGAUGAUGAACACAGGAAGAAGGUGGUGGCAAGGAACUCCUUUGAGCAUUACACAUACGACAUGAGGAACACAAUGGAUUCUCUUGGAGAAAAGAUAGAAUCAGAUGAUAAGAAGAAGAUUAUGGAUGCAGUUAAUGACGCCAUUCAGUGGUUGGAUAGCAAUGAACUCACGGAUGUAGGCGUUACAAAGGACAAAAUGAAGGUAUUACAGAAUAUAUGCAACCCUAUCAUAGCUAAGUUGAACCAACAGGGCGGUACUGAUAAUGGUUCUUCCGCAAGAGCUAGCAAUGCUGCACAAAAAUUCUGGAAAAUCCCGGAAAUCUUGAUAUCUUUUCAUUUCUUCAGAUCACAUUUUAUGCCUUGA